Molecule: messenger RNA, 1678 nt
Organism: Malania oleifera
Lineage: Eukaryota; Viridiplantae; Streptophyta; Magnoliopsida; Santalales; Ximeniaceae
Product: E3 ubiquitin ligase BIG BROTHER-related
Exons: 7
Coding region: 461-1414 (317 amino acids)
Source: RefSeq, a predicted model, not a curated record
AUAAAUAUAAUUUUUAAUAACAUUUUCAAAAGGCGAUCAGAUAAAAAUUUGAUAUUGAAAAAUAUAUUUUGAAUUUUAAAAACAUUUCAAUAAUUACCCCUCUCCUCUAAAAAUCAGCAAUGAAGUUUUUAACAAAAAUGUUUGUUCAGAAGUUUAAAACCAAUUUGCGUUUGAGUUUGAGCAGAAAUGAAAUCAGCAGCACCAUAACACACGCAUCGCGGCUGAUCUGCCAAAAUAUUAUUGGGUGAUUCCAUCUCUUUGAAGCACCCCUCUUUGCCAUGGCGGUCAAAACAAUUUGAUCUCUCUCUCUCUCUCUCUCUCUCUCUCUCUCUCUCUCUCUCGCUUUCAUAUUGCUGAUUCUUGAAUUUUUUCUGAUACGAUCGGAGCCGGCGUCUGAUCUCUUUUAACUCUACUGUACCUAAAUCAAAGUUUUACCAUACUUUACCUUGCGAUUGAAUCUAUGGAGAAGCCGACAGUUGGUGGCGGUGGCGAGGCCAAAAGCUCUGCCACCACCACCGCCACUAGCACCGCCGAGGCUAGGGAAGAACGAAACCCUAAUUCAGAUCAAUCUGUUGAAGCCUCUGUAGAACAAGAACAAGAACCUGGAUCGAACGGGGUUCCAUCCCGCCAGUCCAGCAGAACCCCCUUCACUAACCUUAGUCAAGUCGAUGCCGACCUUGCUCUUGCCCGUACCCUACAGGAACAGGAAAGGGCUUAUAUGAUGCUAAGAAUGAAUGGUGAAGGGAGUGAUUAUGGGAGCUGGGAAACUGGAAGUUAUGCACAUGAGGAUGAGGAUGAUUUUGGUGAACCCAAUGAUGGUACUGAUGCUGAUGACAAUGAAGAUGGGUAUGAUGGCACUGAUGAAGAUAAUGAUGACGAAGAUGUAUUCGAUGUGCAUGCUCAUGCUGAUGCUGGAGAGGAUGCUAGCCUAACUGUUGAAUUCGAUCCCUCUGCCAUUUCAAGCGAUGAGGCCUAUGCUAGAGCUCUGCAAGAUGCUGAAGAUCGAGAAAUGGCUGCUAGGUUGUUGGCCUUUGCCCGGAUAAAUGAUCGGGAAGUUGAUGACAUAGAGGAUCAUGGUGGUCACUCUCAGGAUGUGUGGGAGGAAGUUGAUCCAGAUGAACUCUCUUAUGAGGAAUUGCUUGCAUUGAGUGAAGUAGUUGGAACUGAGAACCGAGGGCUCUCUGCUGAUAGAAUUGCCUCUUUACCUUCAGUAAACUACAAGACCCAAAGCAAUCAGGAUGGAAUUAAUGAUUCGUGCGUUAUUUGCCGGCUGGACUAUGAGGAAGGUGACACCUUGACUGUGCUUUCUUGCAAACAUUCAUACCAUGCAGAUUGCCUAAACAACUGGUUGCAAAUAAACAAGGUCUGCCCUGUUUGCAACACAGAGGUCUCCACUUCUGAAAAUCGGUUUUAGGCCCUGUGCAAUGGUUGCAUACUCUCAACCACCACCCCCUCCCCCUUUCUCUUCUGCAGAUGAUGCUGCAUUUGGGAAUUCUAUGGAAUUUUUUUUUUUGGGUUCAUGGAAAUUGUGUUCUCUUCCAGUAGUUUGGAAGAACUGCAUUGCAGCUUCAUGCAUUGGUCUGCUAUAUUUGCCAUACUGCAACUGGUUUAAUAUCUUUAUAUAUUAUUGGCACCAUUCUUACCGAAUAGUCAAUAACUAUAGCCAGAUUCUGUGAAA